Gekko japonicus is the source of this 756-nucleotide messenger RNA. RefSeq names its product alpha 1,4-galactosyltransferase (gene A4GALT). The annotation marks the transcript as partial. Gene Ontology annotation, molecular function: acetylglucosaminyltransferase activity. The record is from RefSeq and is a predicted model, not a curated record. Gene Ontology annotation, biological process: protein O-linked glycosylation. The transcript has a single exon. NCBI's taxonomy places the organism in Eukaryota, Metazoa, Chordata, Lepidosauria, Squamata, Gekkonidae.
UCAGCAGCCAGGGUUCACCCAGAAAGUAGAAUUAUUGUACUUAUGAAUGGCUUUGUGAAGAACAAUUUUACUUUAAGAAAAUAUUCUUUGUUGCGGUGCUUCACCAACAUCGAAUUCAAACCUUUGGACGUGAAGGACCUUUUUGUGGACACUCCAUUGGCUGACUGGUAUGCAGUUGCCCAACAUAGAUGGGAACCUUAUUUUGUGCCCAUUCUUUCUGAUGCCUGUCGAUUAGCUAUCAUGUGGAAAUUUGGUGGAAUCUACUUAGACACAGAUUUCAUUGUCCUUAAGAGUUUAAAAAACCUCACCAAUGUGCUUGGCACCCAGUCCGAACAUACACUGAAUGGGGCUUUCCUCUCUUUUGAAUCAAGACACAGGUUCAUACAGUGCUGUAUGCAAGACUUUGUGGCUGAUUACAGCAGAUGGAUCUGGGGACACCAAGGCCCAGAGCUCUUCACCCGUGUGUUUAAGAAGUGGUGUGCUAUCAAGAGCCUCAAGAGUAGCAAAGGUUGUAGAGGAGUCACUGUUCUCCCCCAAGAAGCAUUUUAUCCCAUUCACUGGAAGGACUGGAGAAAUUUUUUUGAAGUCAUCAGACCUUCAGAACUUUCAGAGCUGUUUAAAAAUACCUAUGCAGUCCAUGUCUGGAAUAAGAAAAGCCAAGGGACACGACUUGAGAUCACCUCUAAAGCUUUACUCGCUCAGCUGCAUUUCCACUACUGUCCUUCAACCUAUGAGCUAAUAAAGAGCUUUCAAUAA